Messenger RNA from Trichogramma pretiosum, 810 nucleotides. It is a transcript of the gene RpL10Ab, whose product is annotated as 60S ribosomal protein L10a. Gene Ontology annotation, biological process: translation. The transcript is spliced from 5 exons. Lineage: Eukaryota; Metazoa; Arthropoda; Insecta; Hymenoptera; Trichogrammatidae. Gene Ontology annotation, cellular component: large ribosomal subunit. Bases 102 to 755 code for a protein of 217 amino acids. The record is from RefSeq and is a predicted model, not a curated record. Gene Ontology annotation, molecular function: RNA binding; structural constituent of ribosome.
CAGCGCCACCAGCUCUCAGCCAUGAGCCAUAUUACCUCUUCGUGGUUGAAUUCUCUGUCUUUCUGUUCUUAGUCUGCAAGCUCCGCGCACACAUCUACACAAUGACGUCGAAAGUAUCUCGCGAUACUCUUUACGAGUGCGUAAAUGGAGUCAUCAAUGGCUCACAGGAGAAGAAGAGGAACUUCGUUGAAACUGUGGAGCUUCAAAUUGGUCUCAAAAACUACGAUCCCACCAAGGACAAGCGUUUCAGUGGCACAGUCAAGCUAAAGAACAUUCCUCGCCCAAAGAUGCAGGUUUGCAUUCUUGGAGAUCAGCAGCAUUGUGAUGAGGCUAAAGCCAACGGCGUCCCUUUCAUGGAUGCUGAAGCUCUGAAAAAACUUAACAAGAACAAAAAGCUAGUUAAGAAACUUGCCAAGAAGUAUGAUGCUUUUCUUGCUAGCGAAUCCCUUAUCAAGCAGAUCCCUCGUCUGCUGGGUCCAGGUUUGAACAAAGCUGGUAAAUUUCCAGGUCUUCUUUCUCACCAAGAAUCGAUGGUGGGAAAAAUUGACGAAGUCAAGGCUACCAUCAAGUUCCAGAUGAAGAAGGUCUUGUGCCUCUCAGUUGCCGUUGGACACGUAGAAAUGUCACCUGAUGAGUUGGUUCAGAACGUUCACUUAUCAAUCAAUUUCUUGGUGUCUCUGCUGAAGAAACAUUGGCAAAACGUCCGAUCCCUUCACAUUAAAUCUUCCAUGGGACAGCCACAACGACUUUAUUAGGAUGUUUUUACUGUUUUAAAAUAUGAGCAAUAAAAUCAGCUUUCACAAAAAAAAA